This is a messenger RNA of Ceratitis capitata (Mediterranean fruit fly), 3623 nucleotides long. RefSeq names its product serendipity locus protein H-1 (gene wdn). The transcript is spliced from 4 exons. Bases 315 to 3422 code for a protein of 1035 amino acids. Gene Ontology annotation, molecular function: RNA polymerase II cis-regulatory region sequence-specific DNA binding; DNA-binding transcription factor activity. The record is from RefSeq and is a predicted model, not a curated record. Gene Ontology annotation, biological process: regulation of transcription by RNA polymerase II. Lineage: Eukaryota; Metazoa; Arthropoda; Insecta; Diptera; Tephritidae.
GUACGUACUUGAAUGCAUUGGCAGCACUAGUCAAAAUGGCGUUUGCAAUCAAACACUUUCCGAACACUUCCAUAUGUGGGCAAAAUAAACAAGGCGUCAUUCUGUAAUUAAACUUAAUUUUUGUGAAAUUAUUUUAUAAAACGCGUUUAAUUGUUGCAAAUUUAUGGCACCGCAUUGUGCUAUGCACGUAUCGUUUAAGUGAUUUGUGUGUUUAGUGUUUUUAAGCCGCCAAGUGUACGGUAUAUUAUCGAGGUACAAAAAACCGCAUAACCUCAAGUGCAACAACAACAGUGGAGCCUACGAUCAAAACGAGAAUGAAAGAAGAAGCGCCAAGCAGCAAAAAAAUGCCGCGAAAACCUAGAGCACCGCCAACAAAUCUGGCACCUAGCACACCCACCAAAGUGGGUGGCAACGAUGAAAUAUUAAGUUCACUUUUACGUCUCAACAAUUACGAUUCGAAUAUGAAGGACGAAUCAUUAGAUAUCGAUCUGUCUGCCUGUGUUACUAUAAGUGGCGAUUCUGCAGCUAUGUUAGCUACCACCAAUAGUCUCUCAAGUACAGAUUUUUGGCGUGUACUUGAUGAAAGUGCACAGAAUGCACAGCUGGAAUUGACAAAUACAAGUGAUGAUCAACAUCAAUUGGUUUGUGCCAGUUUAAGUGAUGAUGGUCUGGAUGAUUCUUCUAUACCUGAUAUGUUAUCAGACACCGGGAAUAUGUACAAAACAAAAAGUAUUGAUAAAAUUUACAUUUCUAGCAAUUAUAGUGAUGCAAAAGUUGUUAGUAGUGUAGUUAUAAAGGAGGAAAAGCCUCAACCCAGUUUUAGCGGUACCUUCCUAAGACCUGAAGCACCACCACCAACGCCAUCACCGAUAAAACGGCUUUUAAUGAAACCAUUGCAGUCGGAUCAGCAGCGACAAGCCGAAAGAUGCUUGCCUAAGGAGAAAAUUAGACGUGACUUGAAAAAGGAUAUGAACGCAAUUGGUCAGCCGUAUCAAUUAAAUACAACACAUCUUGACGAUGCGGCUGUAGAUAAUAUCCAAAGCGUUGAAUAUAAAACAACUGAUAUAAAAAGUGUACCCACCAAUCAUGUUGUAGUCAAUAGCAACAAAUCGAUCUCAUCAUCUAGUUUCAAUAUUUUUACAUUACCAGAAGUCAAUACACCAAGUUUUAGUAGUAAUAGUAAUAACAUUAUAGUGGCAGCAUUGAAGCCUGAUGUUGCCGCUGGUAGUAGUAGUAGUAAUAAUAAAGAGCCUACAUCCCAAGAAACCGGUAACAAUACCCCAGAGCCGGUAUUUAAGUGCCUGGACUGUGAUGGGCUCAUACUUCAGGGGCGAGGUGAAUUCGCUGCGCAUGAGGCUAUUGGACACCGCAUACACUACCGAUGUUCAGUGUGUGAGCAAGAUUUUGAACAAGAAGCAGCUUUAAAGAAGCACAUGAAAUCACAUCGUUCCACAGAUCCGCGAAAAGAUGCUUGGAAAAAAUGUCCUGACUGUGGCAAAUGCCUUAAAUUGGGCAGCAUGUGGAUGCAUCGCAAAAUUCAUAGUGAUAACAAAAAAUACGGCUGUGAUAUAUGUGGCCAAAAAUUUGUACAAAAGAUCAAUUUGACUCAUCACUCGCGCAUUCAUACCGCUGAAAAGCCUUACGAAUGUCCGGAAUGCCAGAAGAGGUUCCAAGAACGUUCUCACCUGCAGCGACACCAAAAAUACCACGCUCAAACACGUUCAUAUCGUUGUGAAAAAUGCGGCAAAAUGUACAAAACCGAACGCUGUCUCAAGGUACAUAAUCUCGUCCAUCUCGAGCAAAGACCAUUCGCAUGCACCGUAUGCGAUAAGUCAUUCAUUAGUAAUUCCAAACUCAAACAACAUUCAAAUAUUCAUACCGGGGAACGGCCGUUCAAAUGCAACUAUUGUCCAAGAGACUUCACAAACUUUCCAAAUUGGCUGAAACACACACGACGUCGCCACAAAGUCGAUCACAAAACUGGUGAACAUUUGGAAAACAUUCCCUCUUAUUGUUCCAAAAAGUCCACAAAAACCGCCAAAGCAAAGGCUGCUGCUGCUGCUGCUGAGGCAAAUUCAGUGUCAACCGAGUCUACGGUGGCAACAAAGACUGCAGAAAAUGAUACUAACACGUCAGCAACGGCUUUAAAUGAAACACAAAGUGAAACAACUAUAGCAACACCAAAGCAAGCAACUAAAAGAAAGAAAAAAGUCCCACAACCGUCAGUAGGGUCGUCCCAGCCGCUACCACCACCGCCGCCUCUAGUAGCAAUUAGAGAUGAUAACCCCUUGCCCACAAUUGCCGCAGCCACGUUGUCUGCAAAAAGUAAUAAAAUUAGUGCAACAAAUAGCAAUAAUGUUAUGACUUCGAUUCCUAUGUCAAUGGCCCAACAAAUGAAAUCAGCAACGACAGUAACUGCAAUAAGUAACACAACGAAUAAAGCGGAGGCUUGUAAAACUACCAAACCAAAGCGUGAGCGGAAGCAGCACUCACCCAAGCAGGUUCAGAAAGUUAUCACAGCACCCACGUUACUUUCGAUAAAACGUGAAAUAACCGAAGCAGAUGUUAACUUAAAACAGCAUGUCAACACAUCAAUAUUAACCGACACUCGAUCUGCAAUCAGCGGUUUUCCAGACCUCAGUAUCACAUCAGCUGAAGAACUCAUUAUGGAGCAGGCGCUGGAAAUGGAAGAGUGUGGCUUGUAUGGGGCGCAGCCCUCCGUUACAUUGGACACCGAUAAUGCGAUUUCAUCAUCUGAGGCUACAGCAGCGCUACAUUUCAAAAUAAAAAGUGAAUUUGAUCCAGUGGAUUUGUCGCCGACACGCAUCAAAGACGAAGAAUAUGGUGUAUUGAAGGACAUGAAUCAACGGAUUUUGUGUUCAUCUUUAGAAUCGUCGCCAUAUUCAUCGCCAGCAUCAAUUGAACUGUCAUCAGCGCCGUCUCUCGUACCCACAAUACAGUGCAUUAAUAUUGCUAAUAUUGAAAAUAACCAAACGAUUACAAGCUGCGGGAAUAGUUUUAUCACUGAUUCGUUCACACUAAACAGCCAAUGUCCAAAAUUAGUCACUAGUCUUAAUAAUUCCUUAUUGCAACAAUCGGUGCCUGAAUUACAACACUUGUUGCCUCAAGUUACCACGCAACUGAUUUCAGCAAAUUCGAAUGUCUUGCCAUCAACCACGCAAGCGUUAAUUAACCAUUUUUAUUUAAAUCCGAUGACUACGAUCGGUACAACAUUGGGUGCGCAAACAUCAACAAGCCAAAAGUUACCGUCGGUGAAUACAUUGCUCUUUUCCAACGCCGGAAAUACGGCAAGUGUAAAUUCUACAAUCUCUUCGGGCAUUAUAAGUGAUGGAAGAUUUUUUCACGGCAAAACCGUAAGCGCGCCGUCUGCAGCCCCAGUGGGACGACCGAAGCCCACAUAGACAACAACAAUAUAUGUACCAUAUUAUAUUGUCCACUUGACUAGUCAGCUGUCUUUUUUGUCCAAGAUGCACAGAUGAGUUUUCCAGUGCGACGUGACUUUUUUUUUUAAUAUGUACUUUAAUCCAUUGAUACAAAUAAACUAGUUUUUUUCUACAAUUUUCGUACAGUAAUAAAAAAAACAUUCUAUAUUUUGUAAUAAA